Pundamilia nyererei is the source of this 1635-nucleotide messenger RNA. Its product is annotated as signal-transducing adaptor protein 1-like. Bases 82 to 1293 code for a protein of 403 amino acids. The transcript is spliced from 13 exons. Gene Ontology annotation, molecular function: signaling adaptor activity. The record is from RefSeq and is a predicted model, not a curated record. NCBI's taxonomy places the organism in Eukaryota, Metazoa, Chordata, Actinopteri, Cichliformes, Cichlidae.
CACUUUUCAUACAUUUGUAGGAGAAUUGAGUUCGUAUUCACAGUAUAAUCUGACUUAUUCUGAACAACGACACUUGCUGUGAUGGCAAAGCGAACAAGGCGACCGAGGGACCAGCUGCCAAACUGUUACUAUGAAGGAUACAUGGAGAAGAGAGCAUUCAAUGAUGAGACAUCUCAGAAACUGUGGACCGCCCUUUGUGGAAACACCCUUUUUUUCUUCAAUGACAAAAAGGACUGCGAUUACAUAGAGAAACUGGAUCUCAGUGGAUUUAUCUCAGUAACAGAUGAGACCAGACAGGACCGUAACUUGGAUGCAGCCAGAUUCAAUCUCCGACUGAAAGGCGGAAAUAUCAAAUUCACCGUCCCAAAUGCAGAAGUUCGUGAGUUUUGGAAGGGCUAUAUCCAAGCUGUGGCUGAGCUGGCUGUGCCCACCUCUCUGAAUCUGCUGCCAGGUCAGAUCCACAUGCUGAAAGAGGCAGUACAAAAGGAAACGGAGAGAAAACAGAACAGUCCUCCAUCUGCUGAGACCAGCUGCCCUUCUUAUGUCACCCUACAAGCAGACAUGCCAGCCUGUUACCACAAUGUCUCCCGCCUGGAGGCCGAGCUGCUUCUUGACAGAGAAGUCAAAAGAGGAAACCUGCUGCUGAGACCUGGAAGCGAUGGGAGCUCCUUCGCUGUCAGCACCAGGCAGGACUUGGACAGCCCUUUAGUCAAACACUACCGCGUGAUCCGAAAACACGACGGCGGCUUCAUCAUCGAUGUGGAGCCUAAAGUCACCUGUGACACUCUGCACGAUAUGAUCAGCUAUUUAGUGACAUCAACUGACGGAGUUUUGAUUCCCCUCAUUAUUGAAGAACCAUAUGAAAAGAAAUUAUCUUAUAUUUCUUCUGAUAAUGAAAAUGGAGAAAAGAGUGUUCAGCAGCCCUUGCAAAAAGGUCCUCCACCAAGCCUUCCUUCCAAGCCUCCCAAACCAGUCUGUAGAAAAACACCAUCUCCUGAACCAGAGGAAUUGCCAGUGGAAGAGUGCUUGUAUUUGAAUGAGAACUGGAAUGAGGAAGCAGAAGAGACAGAAGAUUCCUCAGUCAAUCCGUUGCCACAACCAGAAGGGAAAACCCAGAAAAUUCCACUCAUGCCUCCAACUCCUGCACCUCGCAAAUUUUUUCCCUCCUCCGUUUCAACCACAAAACAAGAUGUGAAGGUGAAAGCCGUUACAGACCCCGAUAAUCAGCUUGCUCGCGCAACAAUAUCUGAGCUGAAACUUCGGCUGGAAAAAAACAAGGGCAAGUGCCAGUGACCUCUCGUGACGGGAGCCCCUGAGAGCAAUCUCCAUCUGUGACAAUAUGGCAAAGCUGCUGUGUCAGACCGUCCCUGCAAGAUGAACCGACACAUGGGAGCAGAAACGGGCCGCUGAUAACCUCCCCCUGCUCCGCAGUGUAGCUCGGCUCUGUCGGCAGCACAGAAGCAGCAAAGCCUCUCAGAAGAUUAACGUGCUAUUGAUUUUUGUUUCUCUUGGACACUCGUUAGCAAAUUAAUCAACUGUAAAGAGCAGUGCACAUGUCACAUUAUCUAUACCUUUCUCUUGUACAUUUUGCACAUUUGCCAAUGAAAGUGGCACUUUUUUUCUUUGUUCUAUUGA